Ochotona curzoniae (black-lipped pika) is the source of this 3698-nucleotide messenger RNA. RefSeq names its product synaptotagmin like 4 (gene SYTL4). Gene Ontology annotation, cellular component: exocytic vesicle; plasma membrane. The record is from RefSeq and is a predicted model, not a curated record. Gene Ontology annotation, molecular function: small GTPase binding; phospholipid binding; neurexin family protein binding. The transcript is spliced from 17 exons. Gene Ontology annotation, biological process: exocytosis; intracellular protein transport. Bases 174 to 2189 code for a protein of 671 amino acids. NCBI's taxonomy places the organism in Eukaryota, Metazoa, Chordata, Mammalia, Lagomorpha, Ochotonidae.
GGGAGGGUGAGGAGGGCCGGCCGUUCAGAGGACUUCAGGUCUUCUAGGAGUCGGAGACCCUUCCCUGACUCCGGUCCCGGGACGUGUAGUCUUCUCGUGGCACCUGUUGCUGGUGACAGGCAACUCAGUACUAUCCUUGUCUGGUUAUUUUGAAGAAAAAAAAACCAGAAAUCAUGUCGGAGAUGCUUGAUCUGUCUUUUCUGUCGGAGAUGGAAAGGGAUUUGAUCCUUGAUGUUCUACAACGAGACGAGGAGCUCCGAAAAGCAGAUGAGAAAAGGAUUAGGCGACUGAAGAAUGAGUUGCUGGAAAUAAAAAGGAAGGGAGCCAAGAGAGGCAGCCAACACUACAGUGAUAGGACCUGUGCUCGUUGCCAGGAGAGCCUGGGACGUUUUAUUCCCAAGACCAAUACUUGUCGGGGUUGUAAUCAUCUGGUGUGUCGGGACUGCCGUGUCCAUGAGAGCAAUGGAACCUGGAGGUGCAAGGUGUGCGCCAAGGAAAUAGAGCUGAAGAAAGCAACUGGAGACUGGUUUUAUGACCAGAAAGUGAAUCGUUUUGCUUACCGCACAGGCAGUGAGAUAAUCAGGAUGUCUCUGCGCCGCAAACCUGCAGUGAAUAAAAGAGAGACGGUGGAGCAACCCCUCAUUCAUCAGCCUCAAAUGGGCAACGUCUGGCCUGGGAGAAAGAUCAUUCAGGAGCAGCACAAGGAGCGCAGUGUGCCAUUUGAAGUACCAAAGCUGAAAAGUGGGAAGAGUGCCCUGGAAGCUGAGAGCGAAAGCCUGGAUAGCUACACAGCUGACUCAGAUAGCACUUCCAGGACGGACUCACUGGAUAAAUCUGGCCUUUUUCCAGAAUGGAAGAAGAUGUGUGUCCCCAAAACUCAAGUGGAAAAGGAAACUCAGCCUGGGGGUCAAAAUGUGGUAUCUAUUGAUGAGGGUGAAAUGAUAUUCAAGAAGAACACCAGAAAAGUCCUCAGGCCUUCAGAAUACACUAAGUCUGUGAUUGAUUUUCGCCCUGGAGAUGUGGAGCAUGAAAGUGGCUCCUUGGGGGACAGAAGCCAAUCUGUGCCAGGCCUGAGUGAGGAUGUGGAAGAGGAAGAAGAGGAGGAAGACAUUGACCACCUGGUGAAGCUGCACCGCCAGAAACUGGCCAGGAGUAGCAUGCAAAGUGGCUCAUCCGUGAGUACGAUCGGCAGUAUGAUGAGCAUCUAUAGUGAAGCUGGUGACUUCGGCAACGUCUCCGUGACGGGCAAGAUCGCUUUUUCCCUGAAGUAUGAGCAGCGCACCCAGACUCUGCUUAUCCAUGUCAAGGAGUGCCAGCAGCUGGCCUACGCCGAUGACGCCAAGAAGCGCUCUAACCCGUAUGUGAAGACUUACCUGCUGCCUGACAAGUCCCGCCAAGGAAAAAGGAAAACCAGCAUCAAGCGGGACACCAUCAAUCCGCUCUAUGAUGAAUUCCUCAGGUAUGAGAUCCCAGAAUCUCUCCUGGCCCAGAGGACCUUGCAGUUCUCGGUUUGGCACCAUGGUCGUUUCGGAAGAAACACUUUCCUGGGAGAGGCAGAGAUCCAGAUGGAUUCCUGGAAGGUUGAUAAGAAACUGAAUCAUUGCCUCCCUUUGCAUGGAAAGGUCAGUGCUGAGUCCCUGACUGGCUUGCCAUCACACAAAGGCGAGUUGGUGGUUUCAUUGAAAUACAUCCCAGCCUCCAAACUCCCUGUUGGAGGUGACCGGAAAAAGAGUAAAGGUGGGGAAGGGGGAGAACUCCAGGUGUGGAUCAAAGAAGCCAAGAACCUGACGGCUGCCAAAUCAGGAGGGACUUCAGACAGCUUUGUCAAGGGAUAUCUCCUGCCCCUGAGGACCAAGGCCAGUAAGCGUAAAACCCCCGUGGUGAAGAAGACCCUGAAUCCCCACUACAACCAUACAUUUGUCUACAAUGGUCUGAGGCUGGAAGAUCUACAACACAUGUGCCUGGAACUGACUGUGUGGGACCGGGAACCCCUGGCCAGCAAUGACUUCCUGGGAGGGGUCCGGCUUGGGGUUGGCACUGGGAUCAGUAAUGGGGAAGUGGUGGACUGGAUGGACUCGACUGGGGAAGAAGUGAGCCUGUGGCAGAAGAUGCGACAGUACCCAGGGUCAUGGGCGGAAGGGACUCUACAGCUCCGUUCCUCGAUGGCCAAACAGAAGCUGGGUUUAUGAGUCCUUGUCCUGCUCUAUAGAUGCAGCCCUGGCCAGGGCAAGUCAAAGGAAGUGAAGAACCCAAUUGUGACAAAAUUAUAAUUUAAUAUAUAUAUGUGUGCGUGUGUGUGUGUGUGCGUGCAUUGUAAAUAUGUGUACAGAUGUGUUUCUGUGAACCUUGCUGUGCUAGUUAGAGGGAUAUGGAUAUAUUUCUCUUUUUAAAACAGGUUCAAGAGUCUCUUUAGAAGUUUUUUAUUUUAUUUGUGCACAAUAUAAUGUUUUCAUUCAAUACUUGUUUAUAUCUUUAUGAAGAUAACUUUAAAAACUUGAGAAGCAACUUUUUCUUCUGACUAGCUCUCCUUGUUCAUAUGUCCCUGGGAAGUCCUGGCUGUCCUUGGCAUUAGUACAGGUCUGUAGGGCAGAGUGUGUCUAAUCUGAGGCCAAGGCUAUGGAAAGCAGAGUGAUGUUACUAAAAGCAGGGGUGUAUGGGAAACAGGGAGAGGGGUAUAUUUUUGCCUUCCUCUCCAAGAUAGGCUUAGCUCAUUUUCUAUCCUGAUAAAUUUCUGGAAGUCAGCUUUUAACCUUUGCUAUUUUAAGCAGUGUUCACAUUGCUUGAGUCUAAUGGAUUUCUUUGAAAUAAUAAAACUUCCCAGCUCUUCCCAGUUCUAGAACCUUUUUGGACCUUGGGCAGCAUGGUGGAGGGGAGGGUUAGAAUGGAGCUGCUUAAAAAACACACACACACACACACACACUUUAAUAAGGCAGUAGCCUUUUGACCAACUUGUGAACAUACCCAGUGAGAGCUUCUAGCUGCUUCCAGAGGACUUGAGUGAUAUAAGGAUAAAGUGUCUCACAGACUAUGCCGAAUUCUUAGCAUUUUAACACUGGUACAAUAGUUGGUAGAGACAUCUUUCCUCUGAUGUACCACAGCCUUCUUACUGUUUGUGUCUGGGUGUUUUACUCACUGAACAUGGUCUACCUACCACAGCAUCUACCUGAAAAGCGAAGUACUGUCUAAACUGGCAGUGUUCCUCCAGGUUGGGGACUGUUAGUGCUGCAAGAGAAUGUAGACAGAGAAUGAUCUCCAUCAUGGUCACUCCCUGCAUAAAGUAGUUUCUGUUAGCAGUUCUGCUAUUGUUUCCUAAACCUGAUCAACCACAUAGAGUGUGUAAAGGCUUUUUGAAGAAGGGUCUGGAGAGCUGACUUUCAUUUUCUGGUAUUCACUGUCCCAGCCUGAUCUUUUGGUCCUGAAGAGUAUAUCUAUAGGAAGUUGCAUGUUGAGGGAGCCUAUACCAGAGAAGAAAUCAUUUUCAAUGUACAGUGUGCAGCUAGCUGACUUUCACAAAGGCCACAGAAUUGAGGAUGGUUCCAGGGGUUUCCAGUGCAUGCAGAAACUAAAUGAAGGGAUGAUUUGUUUGAUAUGGAUUGAUAAUGUAACAGAGGGCGUAACUUGAGAUCCUGGGUUGUAACUCGCUCCUUUGUUCCCCAUCCCCUAGCAUGUAUGUGUGCUUCAAUAAAGCUUUCUUAUUU